AUGUCCGGUGAAAAGAUCUACGAAGGCGUAUUCGCCGUCCACAAACCCCAAGGCGUCUCCUCCGCCGACGUCGUCCGCACCCUCCAAACGCACUUCAACCCCUCCACGCUCUUCGCCCCCUGGCUCGCCGACGAGCGCGCCCGUCGCGCCCGCGAAAGCACCUACCAGCGCAAGCGCCGCCGCACGCAACGUCUCGACGUGAAGAUCGGCCACGGAGGCACCCUCGACCCCCUCGCGACCGGCAUUCUCGUCGCGGGAGUCGGCAAGGGCACGAAACACCUGAACGAGUUCCUAGGAUGCACGAAGCAAUAUGAGACCGUUGUGCUGUUCGGCGCCGAGACGGAUACCUAUGAUCGGCUGGGGAAGGUGGUGCGCAAGGCGCCCUACGAGCAUGUGACAAGGGAGAUGGUGGAGAAGGCACUGGAGCAGUUCCGCGGGAAGAUUAUGCAGAGGCCGCCAAUUUUCUCGGCGCUGAAGGUGAAUGGCAAGAAGCUUUAUGAGUAUGCCCGCGAGGGCAAGGAGCCGCCGAUUGAGAUCCAGAAGAGGCCGGUCGAGGUGACGGAUUUGAGGAUUGUCGAGUGGUACGAGCCUGGAACGCAUGAGUUUAAAUGGCCUGAGGUUGAGGCAGAGGGGGAGGAGAAGGCUGUUGCGGAGAAGUUGUUGGCGAAGGAGGAUGAGUUGCCGAUUGUGGAGAGGGAGGCAGAUGGUGAAGGAGAGGCCUCUGCGAAGAGAAAGUCCCCGCCUGCGGAGGAUGCUAAGGAGGAGAAGGUAGAGGGUGGUGAUGCUGAGUCUGCUCCCUCGGCUAAGAAGCAGAAGGUUGCUGAUGGCGAGGCUGCGCCUGUUGCGCCGGCCGAGCAGGAAGCGUCGGAUGCUCCCAAGGCUGAAGCCGAGGAAUCCUCGGAAUCCAAGCCCCAGUCCCAGCCUCAGCCGGCUGCAGUGAAGAUCACCAUGACGGUGUCUUCUGGCUUCUAUGUGCGCUCCUUGGCGCACGACCUGGGCAAGGCGGUCGGAAGCUGCGGGCUGAUGUCCUCGCUGAUCCGGUCUCGUCAGGCUCAAUUCGAGCUUCACCCGGACAAGGUGCUCGAGUAUAAGGACCUCGAGGCCGGCGAGGAGGUCUGGGGCCCCAAGGUCCAGCGAUUCCUCGAGGACUGGGAGGAAAAGCGACUGGCUCGGCCGUCGUCUCCGCGUUCCCCGAAACAAAAUUAG
Aspergillus niger is the source of this 1206-nucleotide messenger RNA. RefSeq lists its product as uncharacterized. The record is from RefSeq and is a predicted model, not a curated record. Gene Ontology annotation, molecular function: pseudouridine synthase activity; RNA binding. Lineage: Eukaryota; Fungi; Ascomycota; Eurotiomycetes; Eurotiales; Aspergillaceae. Gene Ontology annotation, biological process: mRNA pseudouridine synthesis; tRNA modification. Bases 1 to 1206 code for a protein of 401 amino acids. Gene Ontology annotation, cellular component: mitochondrion. The transcript is spliced from 2 exons.